Molecule: messenger RNA, 406 nt
Organism: Loa loa (African eye worm)
Lineage: Eukaryota; Metazoa; Nematoda; Chromadorea; Rhabditida; Onchocercidae
Exons: 2
Source: RefSeq, a predicted model, not a curated record
UUAUAUAAGGUUUUAAAUGCUGCACAAUUUUUCAAUUUUGUUAAAUUUGAUAAAUUAUUUUUUUUUUUAUUUUUACCUAGGUAUAUAUAUGUGCAUAUACAUAUAUAUAGAAAAUUAUACGUAUGCGCAUCUAUCUGUCUGUCGACAUAUUUUCGUUUGCAGCUAAUCAAUGCAUAUACAUACAUAUAUGUAUAUAUGCAUGUAUUUAUGUGUGCGUGUGUGUGUAUGUGUGUAUGUGUGUGUGUAUGCAUGUAUGUGUGUGUGUAUGUAUGUAUGUGUGUGCGUGUGUGUGUGUGUGUGUAUUGAUGGUAUCACUGUAUUAGCAUCUAUCUACUUGGCGCUAUUGUCCAUUUUCGUAUUCCAUAAUAAGCUGAUUGUUUGCAUUUACAGAGGAGAGAGCUAAGGA